GGUCCGUCAAUAUUUGUGUUUCUCAACAACUUUAACAAGAUUUAAAAAUUUUAUGUGGACAGAAGAAAAAAAGAACACCUGUAUUCAUAAAUAUGACAAUGGCAGUGAAUGGGUAUCUUGUAUCAUUCAAAAGGGUGGAGUCGUCGAUCCUUUGUGUUGUAAUGUUACAAGAUAAACAAGUUUUUCAUCAAAAAUAUUUCUAGAAAACUGUAACUUUUGUAAGUGGCUGUUGGCAGUGUCACUUUGUGUAUGGACCCCACUCUAGAUGCCUGGCCCAGCUUUUCUAACUUUCUGUGUCGAAUGACAAAAACGUAUGAGAUUUAUGCUGAACAUUCAAACUACCAGGGCUCGACACUAACUUUUUUUCCAUGGUCAUGAUGGUGGCCCGAAAGACCAGCAGCUUUGCAACCUGCUGGUCCGACAGAAUUUCAGGUGGUCCUGCCUAUUACAUUUGUUAUUUUAAACGUGAAGAUGAGACCAAGAAAAGGGAAGGAGAACGCUGACUGUGUGUCGGCAGAAGAAAAAGGAAUUCUAGAAGUGAAGUUUAUUGACAGUUACAUAGGUUCAGGUGUGUUUGCCUCGGACACUAUUGAAAAGGGACAGCUGGUUUGUUACUAUGAAGGAGAGCUGAUCUCGGGGAAAGAUGGUAUACAGAGGUUUAAUACUCCACAUGAUAAAGGAAGCUUCCUUUUUUUCUUCCAUCAUGAAGGAAAACUGUUCUGCAUUGAUGCAACACACUCAUCUGGUUGUGGCCGGAUGAUAAAUGACGAUCAUCGAAGGCCUAACUGCAAAGUCAGACUCAGUCUUACAGGACCAAAAUUAGCAAUUUAUGCACUAAAAGAUGUGUACAAGGGUGAUGAACUUCGGUAUGACUAUAAAGACACAACAGCCUUCUGGCAAAGGACCCUGUGGAGAAGAAUGAAAAAACAACAGAAAUGGAUGCCGGUGGUGAAAGCAGUGUCAACAAGUUGAGGACAC
Messenger RNA from Mercenaria mercenaria, 978 nucleotides. Its product is annotated as N-lysine methyltransferase KMT5A-A-like. Bases 472 to 972 code for a protein of 166 amino acids. The record is from RefSeq and is a predicted model, not a curated record. Gene Ontology annotation, molecular function: protein binding. Lineage: Eukaryota; Metazoa; Mollusca; Bivalvia; Venerida; Veneridae. The transcript is spliced from 5 exons.